AGAGAGAGAAAGAAAGAGAGGUACAGAGAGGUACAGAGAGAGAAAGAAGAAAGCGAGAGGCCUCUUAUAUAUCCGUAUCCGGUCACUUUGGAGAGAGUUUGCGAGUGGCCGUGUGGGGCGACCAGUCAGCACCGGGAACCCUGAGCCUGAAGGGGGGUCUUCAUCAGUCUCUUGAAUGGCGGGUCAAUGUGGCCGGACAGUAAGCCCGCACCAGUAGUCAAGCCCUCUCGGCCCCAUCGACUCCUGCAGGUUUUGGAACCCGAAUGAACCGAGGCUUUGCGUCGCAGCACGAUGCCAACCCAUCUGUGGACAGGAUCAACUUCUCCUGACGUGUGAUUGGGGAUCUGACGUGACUUUAGUCUUAUUCUGCACAUUCCACUGGCUCAAGCAAAGGUCCUGCAACUGAAAGAAAAGAUGACAUCUGCCACACCCCCUUCCUCUCGUAGCUCCUCCCCUCAGAAAGUUUGCCACUCCCAGACGCAAACAGAUGUUCUGAAGCCCUUAUUAGGCAGCGGCGAGUCUGGAGGGGCCGGGAACUUGAGGCGGAGGAGGCGUGUGCUGUCCAAAGAUGGCCGAAGCAACGUGCGCAUCGAGCACAUCAGCGGCAGGAGCGCGCUCUACAUGCGCGACCUCUGGACCACCUUCCUGGACAUGCAGUGGCGCUACAAGUUCUUCCUGUUCACGGCCACUUUCGCCGGGACCUGGUUCCUCUUCGGUCUGCUCUGGUAUCUGGUGGCCCUGGUCCACGGCGACCUGUUGGAGUUCGACCCCCCGUCCAACCACACGCCGUGUGUGAUGCAGAUGCAGACCCUCACCGGGGCCUUCCUCUUCUCCCUGGAGACGCAGACCACCAUCGGCUACGGCUUCCGCUGCAUCACCGAGGAGUGCCCCGCAGCCAUCCUCCUCCUCAUCAUCCAGCUGGUCAUCACCAUGGUGAUGGAGAUCUUCAUCACCGGCACCUUUCUGGCCAAGGUGGCGCGGCCGAAGAAGCGCGGCGAAACGGUGAAGUUUUCCCAGCAUGCCGUGGUGUCCACCAACGAGGGUCGCCCCUGCCUCAUGAUCAGGGUAGCCAACAUGCGCAAGAGUCUCCUGUUAGGAUGCCAGGUGACGGGUAAGCUGCUUCAAUCGUCGCUCACCAAGGAGGGGGAGACGGUGCGUCUGGACCAGAGGAACGUGCCGUUCCAGGUGGACACCUCCAGUGACAGCCCCUUUCUCAUCCUCCCGCUCACCUUCUACCACACCAUCGACGACAGCAGCCCUUUGAGGGCCUGGGCUGCCAAGGGCGGCGGAUGGACCGACCCUGACCUGGCCGACUUCGAGCUGCUGGUCAUCCUGAGCGCCACGGUGGAGCCCACCUCGGCCACCUGCCAGGUGCGCACCUCCUACCUGCCCGACGAGAUCCUGUGGGGCUACGAGUUCCCGCCCGUCGUCUCCCUCUCCCCGUCGGGGAAGUACGUGGCCGACUUCGCCUUCUUCGACAAGGUGGCCAAAACCAAGACCACGCCCUUUUUCCAUUCGCCCUCCACGGACCCCAACCCGUCACCUCCUCCACCACAACCCCCCCCCCAGCCGGGCUACCAGAGCGGCAGGGGGGGGUCCGUACCGGAGGGGACCGACCCGGACAAGAUCCGCCUGGAGCAGAGCUACCGGCAGGGGGCUCAGGAUCAGGGGAGGGUCCGGGACAGCGGCCCGCUCAGCGUACGCAUCAGUAACGUCUGA
This is a messenger RNA of Gadus morhua (Atlantic cod), 1719 nucleotides long. RefSeq names its product ATP-sensitive inward rectifier potassium channel 10. Bases 415 to 1719 code for a protein of 434 amino acids. Gene Ontology annotation, biological process: potassium ion import across plasma membrane; regulation of monoatomic ion transmembrane transport. Lineage: Eukaryota; Metazoa; Chordata; Actinopteri; Gadiformes; Gadidae. Gene Ontology annotation, molecular function: inward rectifier potassium channel activity. Gene Ontology annotation, cellular component: plasma membrane. The record is from RefSeq and is a predicted model, not a curated record. The transcript has 6 exons.